CACCCGCUGGGCCCUUGGCGGGCUCCCGGCCUCCCUUUCCUCUUCCCUCCUCCGCUCGCCCUGUCUUCCGUGCGCGCCCAGCGCCGCGCUCGGCCGGCGUGCCUCGCGCCCUAACGGGCGGCCGGGGGCGCCAAUCAGCGGGCGGCAGGGUGCCAGCCGCGGCGAAUCGGCGGGGCUCGCGGCCCGGGGUGGGAGGCGGGCCCAGCGCGCGGUCGCGGCGGCGGCGGCGGCGGCGGCGGCGGAGGAGGAGGAGCAGCAGCAGCUCCCGGCCAGCAGGCAGCGAGCGCCGAGCGAGCCGCCCGGAGGUGGGUGCGCCGCGCCGCCGGCCGCGGAGGGCGCCGGGCGGAAGCGGAGGUUAGAUAAAGGAGACUAUCUUCUUGGUGUAGAUUGCUGUCUUUGACAAGAACAUGUCGUCCAUCUUGCCAUUCACUCCACCAGUUGUGAAGAGACUGCUGGGAUGGAAGAAAUCAGCAGGGGGAUCUGGAGGAGCAGGGGGAGGAGAGCAGAAUGGACAGGAAGAGAAAUGGUGUGAGAAAGCAGUUAAAAGUUUGGUGAAGAAGCUAAAGAAAACAGGACGAUUAGAUGAGCUUGAGAAAGCCAUCACCACUCAAAAUUGUAAUACUAAAUGUGUCACCAUACCAAGCACUUGCUCUGAAAUUUGGGGACUGAGUACACCAAAUACGAUAGAUCAGUGGGAUACAACAGGCCUUUACAACUUCUCUGAACAAACCAGGUCUCUUGAUGGUCGUCUUCAGGUAUCUCAUCGAAAAGGACUGCCACAUGUUAUAUAUUGCCGAUUGUGGCGCUGGCCAGAUCUUCACAGUCACCAUGAACUCAAAGCUAUUGAAAACUGCGAAUAUGCUUUUAAUCUUAAAAAAGAUGAAGUAUGUGUAAACCCUUACCACUACCAGAGAGUUGAGACCCCAGUUUUGCCUCCGGUAUUGGUACCUCGACACACUGAAAUCCUGACAGAACUGCCACCUUUGGACGAUUAUACCCACUCCAUUCCAGAAAACACUAAUUUCCCAGCAGGAAUUGAGCCACAAAGUAAUUAUAUCCCAGAAACACCACCUCCUGGCUAUAUCAGUGAAGAUGGAGAAACAAGUGAUCAACAGUUGAACCAAAGUAUGGAUACAGGAUCUCCAGCAGAACUCUCUCCUACUACUCUUUCCCCUGUGAAUCAUAGUUUGGAUUUGCAGCCAGUUACUUACUCGGAACCUGCAUUUUGGUGUUCGAUAGCAUAUUAUGAAUUAAACCAGAGGGUCGGAGAGACCUUCCAUGCAUCACAGCCCUCACUCACUGUGGAUGGCUUCACAGAUCCUUCAAAUUCAGAGAGGUUCUGCUUAGGUUUACUCUCCAAUGUCAAUCGAAAUGCUACAGUAGAAAUGACAAGAAGACACAUAGGAAGAGGUGUGCGCUUAUAUUACAUAGGUGGGGAAGUCUUUGCUGAGUGCCUAAGUGAUAGUGCAAUCUUUGUGCAGAGCCCCAACUGUAAUCAGAGAUACGGCUGGCACCCUGCAACAGUGUGUAAAAUCCCACCAGGCUGUAAUCUGAAGAUCUUUAACAACCAGGAGUUCGCUGCUCUUCUGGCUCAGUCCGUUAAUCAGGGUUUUGAAGCCGUGUAUCAGCUAACUAGAAUGUGCACCAUAAGAAUGAGUUUUGUUAAAGGCUGGGGAGCAGAAUACCGGAGGCAAACAGUUACAAGCACUCCUUGCUGGAUUGAACUUCAUCUGAAUGGACCUCUACAGUGGUUGGACAAAGUAUUAACUCAGAUGGGAUCCCCUUCAGUGCGUUGCUCAAGCAUGUCAUAAGGCUUCGUCACCAAUCAAGUCCCAUCAAAAGACUUUUGUAACAACUCUUCUGUCAUAGUAUUUGUGUGUGGUCCCCAUGGACUGUUUACUAUCCAAACAUUCAAGAAAGAAAACAGCACUUGAGGUCUCAUCAAUUAAAGCACCUUGUGGAAUCAGUUUCCUAUAUUCGAAUAUUAGAUGGGAAAUUUAGUGUCUAGAAAUUCCCUCCCAUAAAGGAGGAAGAGAAGAAUUUAAAGACUUAACUGAUGUCUUGUUGGGCAUAAAACGGAGUGUCCCAAAGGUUUAUUAAUAACAAUAGUAGUAAUGUGUACAGGUAAUGUAUCAUGAUACAGUAUCACAGUAUUGUGCUGUUUAUAUACAUUUUUAGUUUGCAUAAAUUAGGUGUGUGCGCGUGUGUGUGUGUGUGUGUGUAUGUGUGUGUGCGCGAGAGUGCACGUGCGUGUGCGUGCGCGUGUGUCCUGCUUCUUGAUUUAGGUAAGCCCUUAUAAAGUUACAGUACCUAAUCUGCUAUUCCCACUUCUCCGUUAUUUUUAUGUCUUUUUUUAAUAUAUAAUAUAUAUAUCAAGAUUUUCAAAUUAUCGUUUAGAAGCAGAUAUCCCUUCUAGGAAAACUAAUUUUUCUGCCUUUUACCAAAAAUAAACUCUUGGGGGAAAAAAAGUGGAUUAAGUUUUGGUAUCCUUGACUUCGGUGUGUACAGUGGAUCUUAAAUCGUGGUUCUUUUUGUCUUUUUAUUUUAUUACUAGACUUCAUAAGGAAACCUUGCUGAAAAAAUCUUUCCCAAGUCUUUCCCUUAUCCUACUUUAUCCUGAUACCAAAACAGCAUAGCAUGAUAUCCAAUGCCAGUAAUGAUUGCACUGAUAUUACUAGCACCAGUUGAUUCUGGGGUAUUAGGAAUUCACAUGGAGCAGUCCCUGUAUCUUACACAUAAUUUUAGCAGAUUAAUUUGUUUAACUUAGCAGUCUAUUGAUUUAUUCUUGCACCUUGUAAACAGUGCACAGGUGACAGUAUAAUUAUUUUCAGGGAUAUGUUACAAUUAUUUCAGUAUACUUACCCAUUUAAAAAGCCAAUCUAUAUAUAUAUAUAAAACCCCUUUAUAUUCUUUGAUUUGACUAGUUUCCUUUGAUACAGUUACCAGAUUGUAUUAAGAAAUGGACCUUUUGUAAAUGUAAUUGGUUCUGCAAAAUAUCUAGAAAAGUGAUACUGAGGUAUGAUUAGCAGAUAAGAUCUUUUUUAAAAGUGUGUUGUAUUCAGUUUAUAAGAUCUGUUAUUUUACAUAAUUGUUAAUUCAGAAUAUUUUUAAUUGGGAGAGAAGCCGUUUAGCAAGUGUUUUGAGGGUUUUUUUUGUUUUUGUUUUUGUGUUUUUAAUUAAAAAUAAUUUUUUUAACCUACA
Molecule: messenger RNA, 3201 nt
Organism: Sorex araneus (European shrew)
Lineage: Eukaryota; Metazoa; Chordata; Mammalia; Eulipotyphla; Soricidae
Gene: SMAD2
Product: SMAD family member 2
Exons: 11
Coding region: 408-1811 (467 amino acids)
Biological process (GO): regulation of transcription by RNA polymerase II; cell differentiation; anatomical structure morphogenesis
Cellular component (GO): heteromeric SMAD protein complex
Molecular function (GO): RNA polymerase II cis-regulatory region sequence-specific DNA binding; I-SMAD binding; DNA-binding transcription factor activity, RNA polymerase II-specific
Source: RefSeq, a predicted model, not a curated record